UUGACAGUUAUUUAUUAUUAAAGUAUUGAAAAUGAUUUCACUGUAUGACAUAUUUGUUCGUCUGUCAGAACAUGUUGUUUUGUAUUUGUUUAUGAAAUUUCUGUACAUGACCAUCAAGCACAUCCUAAGUAGGAUGUCCUAAAAUUUGUUAUUCCAACUCCUCUUUCAAAUUAUCGUGUAAGAAUAAUAUUUUAAGAUGACGGUUGACAAGGACACAUUCGUGAGUUCUCAAAAAAAGGACUUCCAAUGGCCCAUGAACAAACCAAUGGUGGCUAGGCCAACACAGCCUCCAAUUAGAACCAAACCCAAUAACUACUAUGUGGCAAAAUUGGUUGUGCCAUAUUGUUACUGCGAUGCCCAUCUUUAUGCCCCUUCCAUGGAUAGGUACAAACAACUGGCUGAUAAAGAAAAGUUUCUUUACGACGAAAUUGCAAAACUAAAUAAUGAAAUGGCUGAUUUGAGUGGAGCAAUUCUGGAUCAUCCCUGCGACACUGACGACGAAAAAAUGGAAACCCUCUAUCAAACAGACUACAAAAAAAGAGGUUUGAAUUUGGUGCAAUAUAGGAAAUUGAUGCCGGCAAUUGAUUCGCCGACCGGAAUUCCCGUGAAAGCUCAAGCCAUUGGACUAGGUCAAGGGUACAGGGAUCCCACAAGGUUCCGUUACAGCGCCAUCAUAAAACCGUUCGUCGACGUCUGUCCAUCCCCUCAUUUCGCACGCACUGAUAACGCCUUGUACACACAACCGACCGGCAAAUCCGAAUACCAGGAUACGAUCAGCAAAAUGGGCUUGAGCGUGAUGAAGAACCGUCAGCAGUUCAAGGAACCACUGCCUUCGUCCAGAAGAAGAUUCGGCGACACGCACGUAUAUUAAUAUUUAAAAACGAUUAUCGUAUUUUUUUCAAACUGCAAUUCGACAUAAUAUUUUGCUGAAUAUGGAUAGUGUCACAUUAUUCAGUCAAACAUAUCCAUUGUAAUAGUUUAAGUGUCCAUAAAUAUACCUCUACAUAAAAUGAA
This is a messenger RNA of Aethina tumida (small hive beetle), 1014 nucleotides long. RefSeq lists its product as uncharacterized. The coding region runs from base 197 to 871 and encodes 224 amino acids. The record is from RefSeq and is a predicted model, not a curated record. NCBI's taxonomy places the organism in Eukaryota, Metazoa, Arthropoda, Insecta, Coleoptera, Nitidulidae. The transcript is spliced from 5 exons.